Meloidogyne enterolobii is the source of this 966-nucleotide messenger RNA. The record is from the annotation of a GenBank genome assembly. NCBI's taxonomy places the organism in Eukaryota, Metazoa, Nematoda, Chromadorea, Rhabditida, Meloidogynidae.
AUGCCAUCUCAACAAGAAAAGAAGCAACAACAUUUAUCUUCUUAUUUACCCCCCUUUUCUGGUUGUUUACUAAACUUUCAGCAGCGAAAGAGAAGAAAAAGAAGAAAUAAAAAUAAUCAAAUAAUUAAUUCUUUUCAAUCUAAUUUUAAUAUUUGUGUUUAUUCACCCUCCUUCCCCACAACUUCCUCCUCCUUCUCUUCUUUAUAUCCCAUUUCCAAAUCUUCACAAUUUUAUUCCUCAUAUUCUUCCUCCUUCCCUUUAUUUUCUUCCUCCUCUUCAUCAUUAUUUCUCUCUUCUUCAACUCCUUCAACAACCCCCUCUUGUCGAAUCCAUUCAUUCCCUAUUUUGAUCUCAUUUUACAUCAACUUAAUAUUCCUCAUUUUACUUCAUAUAUCAUUUUCAUGGUCAUUCCCGACACACCCAAAAAUGUCAAAAAAUGGCAACAUUAUUCCAGAGCAACAGCAAAAUUAUCUUUUAUCAAUCGACAAUGUUGACAAACUCUUUAAACGCGCUGCAAUUUUUACCAUGCUGAAAGCCAAAGCGCGAGCAUCUUUAUCAGAAGUUCCACAAGUUGAACGUAUUUUAUUUAAUCAAUGUUUAAGUGAAUAUAAACAAGAACAACUAACACCUGUAAUUUAUGCAAAAUGUUUAGUAAAACUGAUUAAGGCAAAAAAUCGUUUGAAAGAUGCCUACCCCAUACCACCACAAAUCAAUCAAAGGAGAAUUCAAAGAUUUCAUCAUUUCUAUUCAAUCUGGAGGAAAAGGAAAGGCAACAAAUUAAUUAAAUUGAGAAAAUUGAAUAGGCGAAAUAAAAGAUCAAUUUCAACAAGAACUCUAUUUGCCAAUAAAAUGGAUUUUGAACUUCCCAAAAAUAUUCGAAACUUGCGAAUUUUGGAAAGGUAUGGGAGGACAUUGAAGCAUUGCAAACGUUUCAUUUCAACAAUGAAUGAGAGAAAUGCAAAGUGA